This is a messenger RNA of Striga asiatica, 1407 nucleotides long. The record is from the annotation of a GenBank genome assembly. NCBI's taxonomy places the organism in Eukaryota, Viridiplantae, Streptophyta, Magnoliopsida, Lamiales, Orobanchaceae.
GAGAGAGAGAGAGAGAGAGAGAGAUUAGUGUGUUUGAAAAGGAGAAUAAAAAAGAGUUAAGAGGAGUGGGGAUGAUGAUGCACAUGGAGUGCUACUGGCUUUUGUGAGAGAGAGAAUGGUAUUCGUAGAUAAAGACAUGUAGUUUUAAUCAUAGAGUUAGUUCUGGCAUUCCAUGUGCUUCUUCUAUCCUCUCACAUUAUAUUCUGUUACUCGACUAAGAACAAGUAGCAUUCAUCAUCUUUUGUGUGGAUGAACAAAUCUCUCUCAUCUCCUACUCCUAAUUUUUCUCUCUUUCUCUAUAGCAACGCAAGGAAAUCAAAGAAAGAUGCGUGCGAGACCAUCUACAUCAUGUACAUCUAGUUGGUGUAUUAGUGAGGAGUCAUUGAGGAGAUACGUUGUUGGAGCUAGUGAGAAGUGCAUUCAAGAGCUCCUUCUCUCUUCUUCCGAGUUUGAUUGGAAAGUGUUGGGCACUGAUGAGAAAGGUGUGGAGAUAUCCAAAUGUCGUUCCCCCUCACACCAUAUCUGUCGUAGCCGUAGGCUGCUAAACUCAGUCUCCAAUCAUAAGGUUAUCAGUGUCGCCAAUGCAAUUCAUGCCGCUAAGGAAUGGGAUCCCGAUUUAGUUGAAGCUAAGUGUAUCAAACACCUCGACCACAACUUGAGCAUCAUCAAGUUGAGAUAUGGAGAGAGGGCCAAGCCAUUGUUCAGAAAUCGAGAGUUCAUCGUCUACCAACGCCGAGAAACCAUGGAUGACGGCACCUUGGUAGUGGCAGUGGCUUCUCUACCAAAAGAGAUAGCCUUAGGAAUACACCCAAAGCACAACAACUCAGUAAGAGGCCUAUUGUUGCAGUCUGGUUGGGUUGUAGAAAAACUUGACCAUGAUUCUUGCAUGGUUACUUACAUAGCUCAAUUGGAUCCUGCAGGGUGGAUGCCCAAAUGCUUUGUGAAUCGCUUCAAUACAAAAUUGGUUAUGAUAAUUGAAAACCUUAAACGGCAGGUGCUGGCAUGUCCCACUAGUGGUGGUACAUUAUGAUUAUUACUUUUGUGUAAAGCAAAUCCAAAGGAAAAAAAAAAAAGAAAAAGUUUAUUAUUUAAUCUUAUAUGAAAUCUUAAGGGAUCAAAAAUCAAAUAAAUAUAGUCUACUGGUUAUCUAUUUUUAAUCUGGGAUUAAGCGUAAUCAUAGGUUACAAACAACCUGGGAUCCCCGGAUUUAUGCAAUGACUUGUGUUUUGUCUCUUCAAAAUACAUCAAUUUGUCUAUACUAAUAUUGAUUAGGUUUGAUUCAAUGAAACUUAGAGAUUCCAAGUGUAUUCGUUUAGAAUUUCGAGGCACAUUUUGAGAGUUUUUAAUAUUUGAGACUUUGUAAGAUUUUUAAAUUUUGGAAGAAUUUUAUAAAAUCUUAAAAUCUGU